Molecule: messenger RNA, 3684 nt
Organism: Zingiber officinale
Lineage: Eukaryota; Viridiplantae; Streptophyta; Magnoliopsida; Zingiberales; Zingiberaceae
Product: heat shock 70 kDa protein 18-like
Exons: 3
Coding region: 141-2081 (646 amino acids)
Biological process (GO): protein refolding; cellular response to unfolded protein
Cellular component (GO): cytoplasm
Molecular function (GO): heat shock protein binding; misfolded protein binding; ATP hydrolysis activity
Source: RefSeq, a predicted model, not a curated record
UGUACGGAGAAAUAUUCGGACCUAUCCUCUGAGGGCGACCUUCCGAACUAUCUCGGCAGGGCCAGCUGCGCAGACGAAGAGUUGCAACUUGCCAGGGUUCUUUGUUUUCAUUCUCCACCCUCUUGCUUUGUUCGGCAAGGAUGAAGAGGGCGCAUCAACAGGUGCCCAUCGGUAUCGAUCUCGGCACGAGCUAUUCUUGCGUUGCCGUGUGGCGAAACAGAUGGGCGGAGAUUAUCCCCGACGAGAUGGGCAACCGCACCACCCCCUCCUGCGUCGCCUUCAACGACACCGAGCGCCUCAUCGGCCACGCCGCCAAGGCCCAGGCUUCCAUCAACCCCACCAACACCAUCUUUGAUGUUAAGCGUCUUCUUGGCAGGCGCUUCAGUGAUCUCUCUGCGCGAGGUCACGUGAAGACUCUGCCAUUCGAGAUCACUGCAAGAUCCGAUGACAAGCCGAUGAUAUUAAUUCAAUACAAGGGCAAGGAGAUGGAAUUUGCCGCAGAGGAACUAAUCUCCAUGAUCCUAAUGAGGAUGCGCAUCAUCGCCGAAUCCUAUCUCGGAUCCUCAGUCCACGACGCAGUGAUCUCCAUCCCGGCGAAAUUUAACGACUUCCAGCGCCAGGCCAUUAGGGACGCCGGUCACAUCGCUGGCCUCCACGUCAUACGUCUCAUUAACGAAGCAUCGGCAGCCGCCGUCGCUUACGGCCUCGAGAAGAAAGGCAGUAGAGGUUCCUGCAGCAACGGUGAGAAGAAUGUGCUUGUCUUCGACCUCGGCGGCGGCAGCCUCAACGUCUCUCUUAUUGCCAUCGAAGAGAGCAUCGCUAUAGUGAAGGGGAGCGCCGGCGAACUCUACCUCGGAGGCGUGGACUUCGACCAGCGACUCGUGAACUACUUCAUCCGUGACAUCAAGACGAAGCACAAGAAGGACAUCAGCGGCAACCACAGGAAGGUCACGAAGCUGAGGGCGGCUUGCGAGAGGGCGAAGAGGGCUCUCUCGUCGGCAACGCAGACGACGAUUGAGAUCGACUUCCUCUUCAACGACACCGACUUCUACGCCAACAUCACGCGCAGCAUGUUCGAUGAGCUUAACAACGACCUCUUCAGGAAGUGCAUGGAGGCAGUGGAGACAUGCCUGAGAGAGGCUCAAGUCGACAAAAACGAGGUGGACGACGUCGUCUUGGUGGGUGGCUCUUCGAGGAUUCCAAAGAUACAGCAGCUGUUGCAGGGCUUCUUCAAUGGCAAGGAACUCUGCAAGAGCAUGAAUCGGGAUGAAACGGUGGCUUGUGGUGCUGCAGCUCAUGCAGCGAUCUUAAGUGGCCAUGGUAAUGAUCAAUUGGAGGAUUUUCUGCUUUUGGAUGUCACUUCACUCUCUCUAGGAUUGGAGACAGCUGGAGGAGUCAUGAAAGUGAUGAUUCCGAGGAACUGCACCAUCCCCAACAAGAAGGAAGUGCUCUUCUCCACCCAACAGAGCAAACAGCAGGGCAGCGGAGUUUGUCAUGAGCUGAUUCAGACGGUUUACCAAGACGAUACAGUAGUGGAGAACUCGAGCAAGAAUACGGAUGACUCCUCCCCCUGUAGAGUAUCGAUUCAGGUGUACGAAGGCGAGAGAUCAAGGGUACGGGAUAACACACUCCUAGGCAAAUUCGAGUUAUCAGCCAUCUCUACGGGCACCAACGGAAGACCAAAUAUUAAGGUGACUUUCGACAUUGAGGCCGACUAUGCACUCACUGUUUCAGCCGAGGACAUGGUCACCGGCGACAAGAGGAAACUGAGCAUAACCAACAGCAUGAAUAGUCAGAACAAGGAAGAGAUUGAGAAGAUGGUUAGUCGAGCUCAGAAGCAUAAGGCGGAUGACGAUAAGCAUGCGAAGAAUGUGGAAGCCAAGAAUGCAUUGGAGAACACGGUUUAUGACAUGAGAAAUGCGAUGAGGGCGAUGGAUGAGGAGAUUGAGAAGGCCAUGAAUUGGUUGGAGAGCAAUCAGUUGGCAGGAGCCGAUGAGUUUGAAGCCAAAAUGGAAGAGCUGAGGAGAAUGUGGAACCGCAUCAAGUCCAAAGUGAAAAGACAAACAACAUAUGGAACUUAAUCUGCACCAAACUUUUGAAGGUGUGUGUAUUUCUUCAAGAUGCUGAACUUCGACUAUCUGUGAACUUGAAUAGAUUGAAGGCCAUGCUGCAAAUGGCUGUCACAGCCUUUUCAAUCUAGACAUUGAACGACUUAUUACCAUCGUUAAGCUUCCUCAGAAGUUCUUCACUUAACUUUCCUUUCAGAACUUUAGGUCGAUGCACAAACAAAAGGAAAGACCGGAGUCUGACCUUUUUCAAUCACAUGCCACACGUCGCUCGAUAAUUAGCCUAGGAUCAGUCAUAAAUCCACCACCACAUCCAAUUCCGGCCAUGCUCUUGGAAUCAAAGCAACCUUAUCACAUCUCGCCAAGAACACAGCAUCCUGGCGCUUUCCUCUCUCCGAACAAAAGCUGAGCCUGAUAAGGGAAAAUCCUAGAUUUUGGUCUUCAUUAAUUCCUCUUUGGUUUAUAUUUGUCUUGUUCCAGUCUCAGCUCCGUCUAAAAGAGAGAUUUUUUGUGCAAAAAAAUUGUAUUUUUUUCCUCCUUCCAACAGAUUGGUGUGAGUGAGUCGGAUGUUUAAGGGAUCUUUUUUGUGCAAAAAAUUUGUUUUUUUUCCUCCUUCCAACGGAUUGGUGUGAGUGAGUCGGAUGUUUAAGGGAUCUUUUUUGUGCAAAAAAUUUGUUUUUUUUCCCUCUUUGGUUUCUUCCUCCUUUCAUCGGAUUUGUGUAUGCCAUCAGUUGUGUUCUUUCCUUUUCCAUGUAAUGUUCUUGUAGGGCUGAGAGUUGCAACUGGAAGGCAAAAAGAUGCGAAAUUUUAACAGUUUGGGCUUCGGUUUGCGUCUUGUUCCAGGCUUCCUCUUCCUCGCUCUUGUUUUGGUGAAGCAGAAGAACAGAGCAGAGGCAUGGAAGAUGGCGGUCACAGGAGCUGCUCCGCCGAAGAUCUUUUCCUCCCUCUCUUUUGCUGGAGGAAACCAUCUUCCAUGAGUUCGGUGGCCAUCAAUCCGCAAGAGAUCUCUUAUCCGCUGAAGCCAAUCGAGGAAGAUGAUGGCACAUUGGAGCCAGAGCUGAUGAGGCUGCAGGGCAUUGCAGGCCUUCCCAGGUUUCUCUUCACCAAGGAGGAAACCAGGGAGGAAUUGGAGCCAGAGGACGGGAGAACCCGGAAGGGAUCAAGAGCUUGAGUGAUUUGUUUGUGACUUCAAGCACUCCAUGCUUGAUGCCUCUCGACUCCCCUCCUUUCUUCACUCCUCCUCUGACUCCUAUGUUUGAUUCGUCAAGCGCAGAGGAGUUCAUCAAGAUGUGGUCCUCUCCACCUCCAAAAUUCAAUUUUUUGAAGGAUGCGAGGAGAAAUUACAGAGGCAGAAAUCGAUGGAAGAGGCAGAAACUUAUGGUAUCCUGCAAUUAAUAAUGGAUACAUUCAAAACAUAAUGAGCCCACGAAAGGGAAAGGAAUGGAAGCACAAAUCCAAGUGUACAGAUAUUAUGAUUAACGGAAUCCCUGGGAAAGAUUGCUCUGAAAGUGGUACUUUUCUUACUUUCGUAAUAUUCAUUUCCUCUAUCAAAGUUAUUAAACAGUAAAACAAAAAAUAAUAAUAACAAAAAAAAAACAACAAAACACUAUCAAUUUUU